Molecule: messenger RNA, 6252 nt
Organism: Coregonus clupeaformis (lake whitefish)
Lineage: Eukaryota; Metazoa; Chordata; Actinopteri; Salmoniformes; Salmonidae
Product: myosin-7
Exons: 41
Coding region: 118-5955 (1945 amino acids)
Cellular component (GO): myosin complex
Molecular function (GO): actin filament binding; ATP binding; cytoskeletal motor activity
Source: RefSeq, a predicted model, not a curated record
UAUUGGUAAUCACAUUUUACAAUUCGGCAGUUUUGAGCAUGUUUUCAAUGUGUUUAAGUUGCUGCUCUAAUUCAUUGUAGGUGCGCUGGUGCUGUUUCUUCCCUCGGAGUUGUCACCAUGUCUCGCUUUAAUGAAACUAAAGAUUUCGGAGAUGCAGCCUCGUUCCUACGUCUCACCAACUUGGAGGCUUUGGCCGCCAGGACCCUGGCUUUUGAUGGUACAAAACGAGUCUGGAUCCCGGAUGAGAAGGAGGCUUACAUCGAGGUGGAAGUUAAAGAACUGGAUGGUGACAAAGCCACUGUGGAGACCAAAGAUGGAAGGACUUUGGUUGUGAAGGAGGAUGACAUUCAGCAGACGAACCCUCCGAAGUUUGACAUGAUUGAGGACAUGGCCAUGCUGACCAACCUCAAUGAAGCCUCUGUGCUUUUCAACCUCACUAGGCGCUACAGUAUGUGGAUGAUCUAUACCUACUCUGGGUUGUUCUGUGUGACAAUCAACCCAUAUAAGUAUCUUCCUGUCUAUUCGUCUGAUGUGAUCGCUGCCUACAAAGGCAAGAGGCGCAAUGAGACCCCGCCCCAUAUCUACGCCAUCGCUGACAACGCCUACAGUGAUAUGUUGCGCAAUCGUGAGAAUCAAUCCAUGCUUAUCACCGGAGAAUCCGGUGCUGGCAAAACAGUCAACACGAAACGUGUAAUUCAGUAUUUUGCCAUUGUAGCAGCCCUGGGUGAUGCAGCCAAGAAAGGAGGUACCUUAGAGGACCAGAUCAUUGCGGCUAACCCAGCCAUGGAGGCUUUUGGUAAUGCCAAAACACUGAGGAACGACAACUCCUCCCGAUUUGGCAAGUUCGUCAGGAUCCACUUUGGUCCUACAGGGAAACUGGCCUCUGCUGAUAUUGACAUAUAUCUUCUGGAGAAGUCCAGAGUGGUCUUUCAGCAGCCUGGAGAGAGGAGCUACCAUAUCUACUACCAGAUAUUAUCUCACAAGAAACCAGAGCUUCAAGACAUGUUGUUGAUUUCCACCAAUCCCUUCGACUACCACUUUUGCUCCCAGGGUGUGACAACAGUGGAGAACAUGAAUGACGAAGAGGAACUGUUGGCCACAGAUCAUGCUAUGGACAGUCUGUGCUUCACUCCUGAGGAGAAGUAUGGCUGCUAUAAAAUAGUGGGGGCCAUCAUGCACUUUGGCAACAUGAAGUUCAAGACGGUUCAGAGAGAGGAGCAAGCAGAAGCUGACGGCACUGAAAGUGCUGACAAAGCCUCCUACCUGAUGGGAAUCAGUUCAGCUGACCUCGUCAAAGGACUGCUGCACCCUCGGGUCAAAGUGGGGAACGAGUACAUCAUCAAGGGCCAGACUGUUGAGCAGGUGAACUAUUCAGUUGGAGCUCUAGCCAAAUCCACCUACGACCGCAUGUUCAAGUGGAUGGUGGGCCGGAUCAACAAGAGCCUCUACACGUCCCUGCCUCGCCAGUUCUUCAUCGGUGUGCUGGACAUUGCAGGGUUUGAGAUCUUCGAGUUCAACAACUUUGAGCAGCUGUGCAUCAACUUUACCAAUGAGAAACUGCAACAGUAUUUCAACCACCACAUGUUCAUCCUGGAGCAGGAGGAGUAUAAGAGGGAGGGUAUUGAGUGGACCUUCAUCGACUUUGGCCUGGAUCUACAAGCCUGUAUCAACCUCAUAGAGAAGUCCAUGGGCAUACUGUCCAUCCUGGAGGAAGAUUGCAUGUUUCCAAAGGCCACUGAUAUCAGCUUUAAGACCAAGCUGUAUGACAACCAUGUGGGCAAGUCUCCCAACUUCCUCAAGCCACGGCCUGACAAGAAACGCAAAUAUGAGACCCACUUUGAGCUGGUGCACUAUGCUGGAGUGGUACCAUACAACAUCAGUGGAUGGCUGGACAAAAACAAAGACCCCUUAAAUGAGACAAUAGUUACCUGUUUCCAGAAGUCAUCUAAUAAACUGUUCGCAAGCCUCUUUGAGAACUUCAUCAGUAGUGAUGCAGCUGCUGAUCCAAAGACCGAGGCCAAAGGGAAGAGGAGGAAAGGGGCCUCCUUCCAGACUGUGUCACAGCUUCACAAGGAAAAUCUGAACAAACUGAUGGCCAACCUACGCAGCACCCAGCCUCACUUUGUGCGUUGCAUUAUCCCGAAUGAGUCAAAGACUCCAGGGGGCAUGGACCCAUUCCAGGUCCUCCACCAGUUGCGGUGUAACGGAGUACUGGAGGGAAUCCGUAUCUGUAGGAAGGGCUUCCCUAACCGGAUCCUAUAUGCAGAGUUCAAACAACGCUAUCGUAUCCUGAACCCCAUGGCGAUCCCAGAGGACUCCUUUGUGGACAGCAGGAAGGCUGUGGAGAAGCUGCUGGGCUCCCUGGACAUCGACCACACCCAGUACAAGUUUGGAAACACCAAGGUGUUUUUCAAGGCAGGGCUGCUGGGCCUGCUGGAGGACAUGAGGGAUGAAAGGCUGUCGGAGAUCCUUACCAUGCUGCAGGCUAUGCUUCGGGGCAAACUCAUGAGGAUGGAGAGACGCAAGAUGAUGCACGAGAGAGAGGCUCUAGAGGUGAUCCAGUGGAACAUCCGGGCGUUUGCAGCGGUGAAGAACUGGCCAUGGAUGAUGCUGUUCUUCAAGCUCAGGCCUCUCCUGAGGAGUGCCACGGCCGAGAAGGAGCUGGCCGCCCUCAAGGAGGAGUUUGCCAAGCUGAAGGAGGCGUUUGACAAGUCGGAGGCCAAGCGCAAGGAGGUGGAGGAGAGGCAGGUGGCCCUGAUCCAGGAGAAGAAUGACCUGGCCCUGCAGCUGCAGGCAGAGCAGGACAACCUAGCGGAUGCAGAGGACCGCUGUGACCUGCUGAUCAAGGCCAAACUGCAGCUGGAGGCCAAGGUCAAAGAACUGAUGGAGAGACUGGAGGAUGAGGAGGAGAUGAACGCCAGCCUGACUGCCAAGAAACGCAAGCUGGAGGAGGAGUGUGCAGAGCUGAAGAAGGAUAUCGACGACCUGGAGAUCACCCUGGCCAAGGUGGAGAAGGAGAGACAUGCCACGGAGAACAAGGUGAAGAACCUGAUGGAGGAGAUGGGUGUUCUGGACGAGUCCAUCCUGAGCCUGACCAAAGAGAAGGCGGCUCUGCAGGAGGCCCACCAGCAGGCCCUGACUGACCUGCAGGUCGAGGAGGACAAGGUCAACAUGCUGAGCAAGGCCAAGGUCAAGCUGGAGCAGCAAGUGGACGAUUUGGAAGGUUCCUUGGAGCAGGAGAAGAAGGUGCGUAUGGAUCUGGAGCGGGUCAAGCGUAAGCUGGAGGGGGAUCUGAAGCUGUCCAUGGAGUCUGUCAUGGACCUGGAGAAUGACAAGCAGCAGCUGGAGGAGAAACUCAAGAAAAAAGACUUUGAAAUGAGUCAGUUCAGUUCGAAGGUGGAAGAUGAGCAAGCCCUAGUCAUUCAACUCCAAAAGAAAAUAAAGGAAUUGCAAACUCGUAUCGAGGAGGUGGAGGAGGAGUUGGAGGCGGAGAGAGUGUGGAGGACCAAGGCAGAGAAGCAGCGUGGCGACGUGUCCCGGGAGCUGGAGGAACUGAGUGAGAGACUGGAGGAGGCGGGCGGGGCCUCGGCCGCCCAGAUCGCCAUGAACAAGAAGCGCGAGCAGGACUUCCUGAAGAUGCGGAGAGACUUGGAGGAGGCGGGGCUUCACCACGAGGCCACAGCGACCGCCCUGAGGAGGAAGCACGCUGACAGCGUGGCGGAGCUGGGCGAGCAGAUUGAUAUGCUACAGCGCGUCAAACAGAAGCUGGAGAAGGAGAAGGCGGAGUACAGGAUGGAAGCAGAGGACCUGGCCUCUAACCUGGAGCACCUCUCCAAGGCCAAGGCUACCACAGAGAAGAUGUGUCAUCUGUAUGAGGACCAGAUGAACGAGGCCCGGGCCAAAGCAGAGGAGCUCCAGAGACAGCUGACUGACAUCAGCAACCAGAGAGCCUGCGCUGUCACAGAGAGCUCUGAGUACAGCCGUAGGCUGGAGGAGCGGGAGGCUAUGGUCAGUCAGCUACAGCGCACCAAGAUCUCCUUCAGCCAGAACACUGAGGAACUAAAGAAACAGCUGGAGGAGGAGAACAAGGCUAAGAAUGCCCUGGCCAAUGCCCUCCAGUCCUCCAGACAUGACUGUGACCUGCUGAGGGAGCAGUAUGAGGAGGAGCAGGAGGCCAAGUCUGAGCUGCAGCAGGCCCUAGCCAGGGCCAACGCUGAGGUGGCUCAGUGGAGGACCAAGUAUGAGAUCGAUGCCAUCCAGAGGACUGAGGAGCUGGAGGAAGCCAAGAAGAAGCUGGCGGUGCGUCUGCAGAACACUGAAGAGGCAGUGGAGGCAACUCAUGCUAAAUGCUCCUCUCUGGAGAAGACCAAGCACCAUCUGCAGACAGAGAUCGAAGACCUGAUUGUGGACCUGGAGCGCUCCAAUGCUGCUGCCCUUGCCCUGGACAAGAGACAACGCAACUUUGACAAGGUGCUGUCAGAGUGGAGGCAGAAGUAUGAGGAUUGCCAGUCGGCACUGGAGAGCUCUCAGAAGGAGUCUCGCAGCCUGAGCACUGAACUCUUCAAGCUGAAGAACUCCUACGAGGAGGCCAUAGACCACCUGGAGACAAUCAAACGGGAAAACAAGAACCUGCAAGAGGAGAUAGCUGACCUAGCUGACCAGAUCAGCCAGGGUGGGAAGACCAUCCACGAGCUGGAAAGGAUGAAGAAGGUUCUGGAUGUCGAGAAGAGUGACAUCAAGGCUGCUCUGGAGGAAGCUGAGGGCACCCUUGAGUAUGAGGAGAGCAAGACCCUACGUGUCCAACUGGAGCUGAACCAGUUCAAGUCUGAGGUCGACAGGAAGAUAGCCGAAAAGGACGAGGAAAUUGAUAACCUCCGCCGGAACCACCAGCGCUCCCUGGAGUCCCUGCAGACAACCCUGGAGGCUGAGGCCAGGUCCAGGAACGAGGCGGUACGGCUGAAGAAGAAGAUGGAGGGAGACAUGAACGAGAUGGAGGUCCAGCUGAACCAUGCCAACCGCCAUGCUGCCGAGUCCCAGAGACUACUUCACCAGCUGCAGGGCCAGACCAAGGACCUCCAGUUGGAGCUGGACGACCGCAUCCACCAGAAUAAGGAGCUGAAGGAGCAGUGGGGCCUGACGGAGCGCAGGAACAACCUGCUGGUGGCCGAGGUGGAGGAGCUAUGCACAGUGGUGGAGCAGACCGACCGCGGACGCAAGAUGGCCGAACAUGAGCUGCUGGAGGCCACUGAGAGAGUCAACCUGCUGCAUGCCCAGAACACAAGCCUGAUCAAUCAUAAGAAGAAGCUGGAGAGUGACCUGUCCAUGAUGGCUGGGGAGGUGGACGAGGCAGGACAGGAGUGCCGUAAUACAGAGGAAAAGGCCAAGAAGGCCAUCACAGAUGCAGCCAUGAUGGCAGAGGAGCUGAAGAAGGAGCAGGACACCAGCUCUCACCUGGAGAGGAUGAAGAAGAACAUGGAGCAGACCAUCAAGGACCUACAGCUCCGGCUGGACGAGGCCGAGCAGAUUGCCCUCAAAGGAGGGAAGAAACUGAUCCAGAAGCUGGAGAUCAGGGUGAGGGAUCUGGAGAGUGAGCUGUUGUGUGAGCAGAAGAAGAGCGAAGAGUUUCAGAAGGGAGUACGCAGAUAUGAGAGAAGGGUUAAGGAGCUCUCCUACCAGACUGAGGAGGACAGGAAGACCCUGCUGAGGAUGCAAGAGCUCAUUGACAAGCUGCAGGCUAAGGUCAAGAGCUACAAGAGGCAGGCUGAGGAGGCGGAGGAGCAGGUGAACUAUAACGCCACGAAGUACAGGAAGAAGGUUCAUGAGCUGGAUAAUGCCGAGGAGAGGGCAGACAUGGCUGAGACUCAGGUCAACACACUGCGUGUGACUGUGCGCACCCGGGACCCAGGGCCAGCCAAGGUGAGCCCUGAUUUCAGUUUAGUUAAAUCCACUCUAUAAUACGUUUAUGUCCAUGGAUAGCGCUUCAACCUUACUUGUCUUUUCAGAUUGCAGAAUGAAAUGGAAGCCUGGUAGUGUUCCUGUACAAAACUCUUUCAGAUGACUGCAAUGUGUGUUAAAGGUCCAAUGCAGCCGUUAUCUCUAUCAAAUCCUUUCUGGAUAAAAAUGUAGUACCUUACUGUGAUUGUUUUCAAUUCAAAUGGUCAGGCUCUUAGCAAAGAACAAUUUCUCAAGCAAUCAUUUUGCUAGGACUGUCUGGGAGUGGUCUGAGUGGGGAGGGGAAAACAAAACAGAAAA